Molecule: messenger RNA, 2639 nt
Organism: Pseudoliparis swirei
Lineage: Eukaryota; Metazoa; Chordata; Actinopteri; Perciformes; Liparidae
Gene: btbd2b
Product: BTB/POZ domain-containing protein 2
Exons: 9
Coding region: 31-1722 (563 amino acids)
Biological process (GO): neurogenesis
Cellular component (GO): P-body; cytosol
Molecular function (GO): protein binding
Source: RefSeq, a predicted model, not a curated record
AGGGUUGUUUACGCCUACACUCGGUUCAAGAUGGCUGCUGGAGACAACAGCGGUAGGCCUCCUUGCCUAAAUUUCUCCAGUCCGGGUCCUUUGGGAAACAGCCAGCCCAGCAACAGCGUUUUCGCCAUGCCGGCGUCCAACGGCGGAGCGCUCGGUGAGGCCGGCGGAGCGCAGGGAGCAGCGAGGCGGCCCAACCCGCAGGUGGGGCCUGGCGGCGGAGACAGCAACGGCGUUUCGAGCGGAGCUCAGCCGACUGCGCACAACUCCCUGCAGCAGUCCGCUGCGGCAGGUGCUGCGGCAGCCGCAGUAAUGGCCACCCCGGCUUCCAACAUGGCAACCACCGCAGCGUCAAACGCGUUGGCGUCCGGAGCACCGACCCCCACUCCGGCGGCUCCGUCUGUGCUGGUGUACCGAGAGCCGGUGUACAACUGGCAGGCGACGAAGAGCACCGUGAAGGAGAGAUUUGCUUUCCUCUUCAACAACGAAGUGCUCAGUGACGUUCAUUUUUUGGUGGGCAAAGGAUUGGGAGUUCAGAGGAUACCUGCGCACAGGUUUGUUCUGGCUGUGGGGAGCGCAGUGUUUGAUGCCAUGUUCAACGGCGGGAUGGCGACGACUUCAACGGAAAUCGAGCUUCCUGAUGUGGAGCCGGCUGCCUUUCUGGCCCUGUUAAAGUUUCUCUACUCUGAUGAAGUCCAGAUUGGGCCGGAGACGGUGAUGACCACACUAUAUACAGCUAAAAAGUAUGCCGUGCCAGCACUGGAGGCUCACUGUGUGGAGUUCCUCAAGAAGAACCUGAGAGCAGACAACGCUUUCAUGCUGCUCACACAGGCACGGUUGUUUGAUGAGCCGCAGCUUGCCAGCCUUUGUCUAGAGAACAUUGAUAAGAACACUGGAGAUGCUCUCGCCGCUGAAGGCUUUACGGACGUAGAUUUGGAUACAUUGGUGGCGGUGUUGGAGAGGGAUACUCUCGGGGUGAGGGAGGUGCGUUUGUUUGGUGCUUCGGUGCGCUGGGCAGAGGCCGAGGCUCACAGGCAGCAGCUGCAGCCCACACCUGAGAACAGACGCAAAGUGCUGGGCAAAGCUCUCACACUCAUCCGCUUCCCUCUCAUGACCAUUGAGGAGUUUGCUGCAGGUCCAGCCCAGUCCAGUAUUCUGACUGACAGAGAGGUGGUGAGUCUCUUCCUUCACUUCACUGUUAACCCGAAGCCUCGCGUUGAUUUCAUUGACCGGCCUCGCUGCUGCCUCCGCGGGAAGGAGUGCAACAUCACACGUUUUGGACAGGUGGAGAGCCGCUGGGGUUACAGCGGGACAAGCGACCGCAUACGGUUCUCAGUAAACAGGCGGAUAUUUGUGGUUGGCUUCGGUCUCUACGGAUCUAUACACGGACCCACAGACUACCAAGUUAACAUACAGAUCAUUCACACAGACAGCAACACGGUGCUGGGCCAGAAUGAUACAGGCUUCAACUGUGAUGGGUCAGCCAACACCUUCAGAGUCAUGUUCAAAGAACCGGUGGAGAUAUUACCCAAUGUCAACUACACUGCCUGUGCUACACUGAAGGGCCCAGACUCUCAUUACGGGACGAAGGGAAUGCGGAAGGUAACGCACGAGUCAUCAUCUACUGGCACAAAGACGUGUUUCACUUUCUGCUACGCGGCGGGCAACAACAACGGCACUUCUGUAGAGGACGGACAGAUUCCUGAGGUCAUCUUCUACACAUAGUCACCUCUGACAUUGCAAAGAUCUUCCAUCAAAUGUGACGACGUGACACCAGCGCGGGGGGUCAUACCUCAGCAGCCGUUCUGGGGACUAAUCUCUCAGACAUCAUACUGUUCCCUCCAUAUAGUGCACUACUGUUGGCCACACGGGAAGACAAAUAGCCAAAAAGCAAUGUAGGUCACUACAUGGGGCGUAGCUUGUCAUUUGAGACGCUGCCUCUCUUUAUCAGCAGCUUCCUUUUAUCCCUUUUGUGUUGUAGUGAUGCCGCCUCUGAGACGGACAUGACUGUUACCGACUCCACAAAGGAGGAAAAGAAGGAGGGAGGAGCCUCUCAGAUCUGUCACAGUAUCGAUGUCACUGCUGUGGAUUGACGGCAUACAGCUUGACACUGAAUUCUACUUAAGCUGUACGAUUCCCCUUCCUGUACUCCACAGAAUUAGUGCAAAGGAGUCGCAAACUGUAUGAAUGUACAGCUCUGCCAAGACAAGUUUCUCAUCACCGCUCUGUACAGACCAGCAUUUCAUCAAUUCCGCAUCAGCUGUAACUUCCAUAGACCGGUAGACCUCUUAGGCUUCAUAAACUCUUUGAACCAAACCUCAUGUUAAUCUAGACGACAUGAUAAUGGUAAGCAAUUUCCAGGUUUCUACAUAGAGUUCAAUCUGUGAUAUCUUGUGUCCUUGCUUGGUAGUUGCCUAUUCCCAAGUUACCUUGCACUUCUUGGCCUUGCAUAUGUUCAUUUGGUUGUUCUAUGGAUGCACACUAGUUCUUCAGAUAAGUUUCUUUUUAGCUUUGUUUUAAAAAGUGUGGAUGGAAGAGCUUUCCCUCUUGGUGUGGAAUUUAAAGGGUUGUAUAUUAAAGUGUCAUUUAUUAACAUUAUAUAUGUAACUUGAAAUAACUAUUGAUUAAAGUGUGAAGAAAGA